Messenger RNA from Akanthomyces muscarius, 1794 nucleotides. RefSeq lists its product as uncharacterized. Gene Ontology annotation, biological process: vesicle-mediated transport; protein targeting to vacuole. The record is from RefSeq and is a predicted model, not a curated record. Lineage: Eukaryota; Fungi; Ascomycota; Sordariomycetes; Hypocreales; Cordycipitaceae. Gene Ontology annotation, cellular component: fungal-type vacuole membrane; Mon1-Ccz1 complex. The coding region runs from base 1 to 1794 and encodes 597 amino acids. The transcript has a single exon.
AUGGCAACAGAUGACAAUGCGUCGACCGAUAGCCCAAGUCAGGAAUCGCAAGUACCGCCAAACGACUCGACCGAUUCGAAGCCACACACUGGACAGGCGACUACAGCAGUGACGACUGUCGAUAUCCAGACGCUAUCCUUCCCCGAUGGAUCACGGGGCACAUUCCAAACACCAGGACCAGGGUCUGUCUCGACGCCAGUGUCUGGCGGCUAUGCUUCUCCUGGCUACAAGGCGAGCCAGUCGGGUGGCGAGGGAGAUGAUGGAGCAAGCGUCAUGAGCUUUGCGCCGACGAUGCGACCGACUGGCGACAUUGCGAGCCUAUUUGUCGGUGACCUGAGCAAGCGCAGUACUGCGUGGAACAUGCUGCGCUGGCAGGCACCCACUGUUCGACCGUUUGAAACGAGCUGCUACCGAAAUGGCGACACGUUGGCUGAGUUCGAGGGAGAGUUCGAUCUUAUACCGACCGAAGCAACAGACGACGUUGACGAUGCUUCGCGAGUGUCCAUGUGGAAAGCAAAGCGCAAGCACUACAUGAUUCUCUCGUCAGCUGGGAAGCCCAUUUGGAGCCGACACGGUGACUUGAUGCUCAUCAACUCUUCGAUCGGAGUGAUGCAGACUAUCAUCUCCUUCUAUGAGAGCGCCAGGAGCCCAUUGUUAGGAUUUACGGCCGGCGACGCCAGAUUCGUGGUGCUAACCCGCGGCCCGCUGUACUUUGUGGCUGUCAGUAAACUUGGCGAGAGCGACUCGCAGCUACGCGCGCAACUCGAUGCGCUUUAUAUGCAAAUCCUUUCCACACUCACCCUGCCAACCCUAAAGAGGAUUUUUGUUCAUCGACCAUCAUCUGAUCUGAGCAAGCCACUCCAAGGCACCGAAAUGCUGCUCUCCUCACUUGCGGACACAUUUACGAGAGGCUCACCGACGACAUUACUGGGGUCGCUCGAGUGCCUCAAGAUCCGCAAAUCGCAGCGUCACUCUAUCAAUAAUACGUUUCUGAAACUCCGCUCGGACAAACUUUUAUAUGGCCUCAUUAUUGCUGGCGGGAAACUCGUCAGCGUUAUUCGCCCGCGACGACACUCGCUACAUCCGAGCGAUCUACAGCUCAUAUUUAACAUGCUAUUCGAGUCGGACGGCAUUAAAGGCGGAGGUGGCGAAAACUGGGUGCCCCUGUGCCUCCCUGCCUUUAACAACGAGGGCUACUUGUACAUGUAUGUGAGCUUCUUCGAAGACGAUAAUCAGGCAAUACGAAAAGGAUCAGAAGAGGGCGACGCGCAGGCAACCCCUGCCAACCAGCGAAUUGCCAUGGUGCUAAUUAGCACCGACAAGGAGAGCUUCUUUGGCCUCAAGAAGAUGCGCGACGACGUGGCGCAGCAGCUGGCGAAAAACGGAAGCCUGGCCGUGAUCCGGAGCGCCGUGCGGGUUGGGCGACCGCAUAUUGCCCAAAUCGUGCCGGGGAACCCAAUGAGCCAUUUCCUAUACAAGUCCAAAGCCAAUGUGCAAUUCUGCAUGGCCGCGCUGGAGCCGCCAUUUGACGCCAUCGCCGAGCGCCGUCGGCUUAUGAGCCUGUACCACGAGAUGCACGCUGCUGUGCACGCCAAACACGCGCACCUCAAAAUUCUGCACAACACGAGCGAAGAUUCCACGUCACUCGCGUGGGUCACCCCCGUCUUCGAGCUCUACUGCGUGGGAGGACCAAACAUGUCGCGCGCGACCAUGGGCCAGGGAGCCAACAAGAUUAUUCAGUGGGCCAAGAAGGAAGAGCAGCGGCUCUUUAUCAUCGGAGGCGGUGUCUUUUGA